AUGAGUGCCGUUACUGCGAACAAUGAAGAGGCGGACCGGGUGCUCCGCCAAAAGCGCCAGGCGCGAGGGCCCUCUGCUUGUUAUCCGUGCAAGAAACGCAAAGUCAGGUGUGACGGAAGCGUGCCCUGCCAGACCUGUCGAAAGCGACAGCACCCACAGAUCUGCACGUAUCAUCUCUCCAUGCACCCGCAGCGUGCGUCGGUGGCGGCACCGGUUCAAGAUGAGACUGCUCGCUCGGCCUUGCCUGUCUGUCCGGGAGAAGCGGGGAAGGUGAGUUGUGAGCCGUCAUCUCUACCUGAUGAGGCGUCCAAAAACUACGUGUACUCUGGAGACAAUUCCUUCGUCUCUAUUUUGGGAUCGAGGGCGUCCGGGGCCAACGACUCGGUGGCUGGUGAGCUUACUUCGGUCCUGGGUCUCCAGAACACUUUCAACAUAUAUCCGUUUAUGGAUUCCAAAACGCCCCAUGAUAGAUGGAAGUUGUUGCUGGCUGUGCUACCACAGAGAGCAGAAGUCUUGAAAUUCUUUCACUGCUAUCGGGCUACAGCAUAUCCAUUCAACCCAAUCAUAGUAGAUAUUGACCAAUUUGAGUCAGAAUUAUGCACAUAUCUAAGUACUCACGCUGCUGGCGAAUUACAUGACCCAGGCAAGAUCUCUGACCGCUGGGCCACCAACAAGUCCAUUGGCUAUAUAAGUCUUUUGCUGGCCACUUUAGCGGCAGGAUCACAUUAUUCGGAUGUCGAAUAUCCCCACCGCCAGGAGCUCUCUAUAGACUUUGCCAACUUCCUCUUCCGACCAUCGCUAGACACCAUUCAAGCCCUUCUCAUCUUGGGGAAUACCUUGCAAAAUAUGGGUCAAUCCGAUUCCGCCUGGGCAAUGCUCGGCACAACGGUUCGGCUGGCCCAAGCGAUGGGGCUGCACGCCCAACGAAACACAGUUCGCUGGCCCGAGUGCAUUAGGACAAGGGCAAGGGCGCUCUGGUCGACAAUUGUGUGGCAGGAUAGCCUCCUCUCUCUUUGCUAUGACCGCCCGCCGAUCGUGUCAGUAACUGAAUGGCCACUGGACGAUUCCUUCUUUCAACGACAAAAUCUGUCGUACACGGAAAUUAUGCAUUUUAUCUGUCGACUGAAUCUCGACAUAAUGCGGCCUGAAACUCUUGCCGUUGCAGAGGUCAACCGAGCCAUCGAAGGCUUGCAACAGUUUGAUGGUGUUUACCAACGGGGCCAGCCUUAUCUUCGGGCCUGGGAAAACUGCACGACGAUCCAGCAGCAUCUCGAGCACCUCGCAUUAAGAAUGCAUUCGUCCUUCUUCAUUUCCGUCCUGUGCCGCCCAGCUAUAAAGACAUCGCCGGCACAACCACCGCUUCCGCACACCGACAUUCUUCGUACUCGUGCCAAGGCGAGCUUGAUAGAUGCGUCGAAAGCAUUCCUGGACUUCCAGGCCCUAAGCGUUAUCCCACUACGAAGCUGGUCAAUGGUUCACACUGUUCUGAGCUCGACCUUGCUACUUUGCGCCUGGGAAGAGACCCGUAACGAUCCCGAAUGCCGUGGCCUACAACAAAGAGUAAUCGACGUCUUCUCGUUAUCAGACUCUACCGCCGGCGAUGGUGCUUUGUUGUCAGACAAUAACCGGGAAUGGCUGUCUGCUCGCCACAUUCGGGCUUUGGUUAAGCUGCGAAAUGCAUUGGACCAAGAAGAAGGUAUUAGCACCACGGGUAAUGAGAACUGGGCUGGACUCGGAGCCAACGCUAUAUCUCCCCUUGGGACUGUACCUGAUGGAUAUUUGGAUAUGCUGGAUCCUGCAGCCAUAUCGCCCGUCGCCUAUCUCAACUCAGUGCUUAAUGUUUCUCUCUUUGACUUUUCUUAG
Metarhizium brunneum ARSEF 3297 is the source of this 1863-nucleotide messenger RNA. RefSeq lists its product as uncharacterized. NCBI's taxonomy places the organism in Eukaryota, Fungi, Ascomycota, Sordariomycetes, Hypocreales, Clavicipitaceae. Gene Ontology annotation, biological process: regulation of DNA-templated transcription; DNA-templated transcription. The record is from RefSeq and is a predicted model, not a curated record. Gene Ontology annotation, molecular function: DNA-binding transcription factor activity, RNA polymerase II-specific; zinc ion binding; carboxy-lyase activity.